Molecule: messenger RNA, 4132 nt
Organism: Protopterus annectens (West African lungfish)
Lineage: Eukaryota; Metazoa; Chordata; Ceratodontiformes; Protopteridae
Gene: NCKIPSD
Product: NCK interacting protein with SH3 domain
Exons: 13
Coding region: 230-2446 (738 amino acids)
Biological process (GO): endocytosis
Molecular function (GO): Arp2/3 complex binding; protein binding
Source: RefSeq, a predicted model, not a curated record
CAGGUCGUGGGCGGAAUAUCUCCCAUGCGUAUUGCGGCGGGCCUGGACGCGAUUACGUAAUCUGCAACUUGUCUGUGAUGUUCUGCAGUGUUUACAUUGGUUUAUUAGUGGCUGUGUGUGGUUGUAGGAGCUAGUGAGUUAAAAGUAGGCAUUUUGGUUAAGUGCUUGUUAAACAAGUUGAAUUCCACAAGCCUGGGUGUUAAUUGUGUGUGCGUCAGUGGUUAGCGCUAUGUACCGGGCCCUUUACGCCUUUCGUUCUGGAGAACCCAACUCUUUACAGUUGACUGCCGGGGAAACCUUUCUUAUUUUGGAGAAGAGUAAUCAGCAUUGGUGGCUAGCAAGCCGCUCUCACAACGGGGAGACUGGCUAUAUUCCAGCUUCGUACGUAGAGAAAAUCCAGUCUCUGGAACAAGAUGAAGUCCUUCAGUCAAUAGACAGGGCAAUUGAAGCAAUUCAUAAUGCUGCAAUGAAGAAUGGAGGGAAGUACAACCUGGAACAGCGAGAUGUUCUACAGAAACUAAUCCAUCACCGGAAGGAGACACUUGCUCGAAAAAGUCACUCUCCAAGUGUUCAUAAAAAAACUAUGAUUCCUUCAUCCAGUGACUACCACCUGGACUCUGGAAGCCAACCAAACGGUGUGUGUCGAAUGGGCUAUGAACGCCACCACAGCUUACCUAACACAGAGAUAAAAGAUGACAGUGAGUCAGAAGUUCUUUACAAGAUCCCACCACAACCUCGAAGAGCAGCACCAGUUAUGCCUCCACCUCCUGAAAAACACAGAACUUCACAGUUAGUAAACCCAACUGUCAAGAAAGACUCCAUGGAAAUACCUUCCAGGUCUACGUCAGUUUCCUCAGUAAGUAAUGCAUCCUUGGAUACACUGUACACUGGAUCUACUGCCUCUGAAUCUACUCUAACUGCAACUUCUAGCUCUGUUGAAACACCUCCUCCACUCCCUAGUAGAAGUCUGCACAGUAUGGUAACACGCACAAAUGACACUGGCUCCACUAGCCAUGUGAUGCAAGACUCUCAGUCACUUAUCGCGUCUAGAGAUUUGGGUUCAACUAAAAGGAUUGCACCAUCCCCACCUAAGGAAACUGAAAACCUUAGCUGUAAUAGUCUUGGUGUUGAAAAAAAGUCAGUUUCUUCACCAGAUAAAUCAUCACUGAAUAGACUUUCUGCUUGUGUGCCAAAGACAAUAGGAGCUGAGCUGGUAGAGCUAGUCCGCCGCAACACAAACCUUAGUUAUGAACUUUCCCGCGUUGCCAUUGGUGUGGUGAUUGGACAUAUUCAAAGCACUGUUCCAUCAACAGCAGACAUCAUGGAGCAAAUUCUUCUCUCUGUAGUUGAAAGCAAGGAUCUCAGUUCAGCAUUACCAUCUGGCCAGAUCUGCCAUGAUGAACAAAGGUUGGAAGUUAUAUUCACUGACCUUGCUAGGCAUAAGGAUGAUGCGCAGCAACGUAGCUGGGCGUUGUAUGAGGAUGAGAAUGUUAUUGCCUGCUAUCUGGAGGAACUGCUACUUAUUCUGACAGAUGCUGAUCCAGAAGUUUGUAAGAAGAUGUGCAAAAAGAAUAACUUUGAACCAGUGCUGUCACUUGUCACAUAUUUUCAGAUGGAGCAUAGAGUUCCACUGCGAUUGCUGCUAUUGAAAUGUUUUGGAGCUAUGUGCAACCUGGAUGCUGCUGUUAUAUCUGUGCUAGUUAACUCUGUCUUACCCAUGGAACUAGCGAGAGAUAUGCAGACUAAUACUCAAGAACAUCAGAAGAUGUGUUAUUCAGCUUUGGUACUGGCAAUGAUAUUUUCUAUGGGGGAGCCACUGCCAUACCAUCAUUACGAACACCUGAACUCACAGUUUGUGCAAUUUCUUUUGGAUGUGAUUGAAGAUGGAUUGCCCACAGAUACAACAGACCAACUUCCUGACCUUUUUGUCAACAUUCUACUCGCUUUUGAUCUUCAUUUGCAGGUUCCUUCAAGUAAUGUUGUCAUGACAACAUUAGCCAAGCGUCCCAAUGUGAAGAUAUUUACUGAGAAACUGCUUCUUCUGUUGAACAGAGCAGAUGACCCAGUGCGAAUCUUCAAGCAUCAACCCCAACCACCACAUUCUGUGCUAAAGUUCUUACAGGAUGUCUUCGCCAGCAAAGAUACAGCCAACAUAUUCUACUACACAGACAUGAUGGUGAUGAUUGAUAUUACUGUGCGACAAAUUGCUGACCUUUCACCAGGAGACAAGCUGAGAAUGGAGUACCUGUCCCUGAUGCAUGCAAUCAUCCGUUCCACAGACUACCUGCAACAUCAGCACCGGCUCACUGACCUACAAGGCAUCCUCCAACGUAUCCUUUCAGAAGAGGAAGAGGAGGAUGGUGAUGCGCAAACUCAUAUUCAGAUGGAUAAACUGAUUGUUCAGGAGAUUUAUAAGGAUUUCCCUGAUCUAUUCAUUGAGAACUAAUUGGCAAAGAAUAUGUCUUACAAAAAACAAAGUAUAUGGGAUUGCCACCAGUGGGAAGUUCACCUAUUAUAUUCUACAUUCACUAGAAUUUAUCCUGGUUCUUAUGCUGUUAUUUACAUAUUGAUGUACUGAUUUUUUUAAUAAAGCAAGGCUAAAGGGUAUUAAACUGCUCACUGCAGUGGUGCUGCUUCUGCUUAAGAAUCAGGUUGCCCAAAAGUAAGUGUUAAGCAGGAAAAAUCGUAGAAGGUAACAAAAAAUGCAAUGAUGUGACAUGUGGCUAGCCUUUAUUACCCUUGACUGUCCUGAUGUUUUUCCUAGGCCAUGGAGGGAUACAUUAGAACAAUACACAAGCUGUGGAACUCCUGUUCCUUAUUUUAGUAGAGAUGUAACAUCAACCUUAUUUCAGAUAAUUUGCAUAAUUAUCCAGAGUCAUGGCUGUUUUCAUUUAUUGGUUUCAAGCAGUUGUCAUUUAUUUUUAAAAAAAUGUAAUGUGCUGGAUUUAAGAAAUGACUUAAGAAUCAACUAGCACGUGCAGCUUGGAAUCUUUAUCAGGAAAGGCAGUUACAUACUCACAUGCUUCAGAAAGAAUGAGUCUGUUUACCAUGGGUGUGAACUCCUUUGUCUAAUAAGUGAAAUUAAGUUAAAAUUGAAUUGUGUAUUGUGAAGACUUGUUAGCAAACUGGUUUUCAUGAUCUUUUAAUACAUUUUUUUUCUGAAUGUGGCAAUCCAGUGUCUAUAUUUUUGAAGGCUGUCUUUGUUUUUCCUCUUGGAAAAACUGCACUGAAUCAGCUGCAGUGUAAUCUAAGUCAAGGACUCUUGCCAUCCUUCCCAUCCUUCCAAAUCCACACUGCAGCUUGAAAAGUAUUGUCUUGAAAAGUGUUACUAGUGAAAGUAUUAUCAGUGAUUGUGUGCUUAAAGCUGAUGAAUUAUGGUGAACUUUGAAACAGAUGUAAACGUGUAACAUGGAGGGAUGCUUUAGCUUUUUUGUAGCAUCUUCGAAAGCCGCACUUUUGCUGACAGUCAUCUGUCUGUUUUUCUACCUCCCUUCCUCUCUGCAAACUUUGACCAUGAUCCUCGAGUCUUUCAUAGAAGAAGCCUCUAAUGCAGUGUUCCCAUUCCAUCCUGUAAACGAGGAUAGAUAAUUGCUUAAAUAAACCAAUAGAUGUCACUAAUGCACUUGUACAGUGACAGAAUGCUGGAAAUUUUCUUUUCCUUAGAAUUGUCUCUAGUUUUCUAUUGUCUUAUGCACAACCUCAUUUUAAUGAACUGAGCUAGUAAACAAAGCAUGAACAGCCUGUUGUGGUCCAAAAUAGUGCUCUUGUAUUGGAUUUUCUUCUACUCCUCCAUUUCAUGUUGUCACUUUUGUUUUGUGUCACCCAGCUUAAGGCUUAUUUUGUAAAUGGAGUAUGAAAAAGACAUUUUUUUGAAAAUGUUGCCUUGUUAUCGAUUUGCACUGUCUGUUUCUGAUACUUAAUGGAUGCCUUUUAGUGAAAGUCCUUCAGUGAGUCAUCUCAAAGAAUGCAAACUAAAAACAAUUUAAACUGAAUAAAUGAGGAACAUUUGUGUAUAUUUUUCUAUAGUGGCACUUAUUUUUGUCUAGAAUGCAGGGUAUUAUAAGUAAAGCUGACAUUUAUUAUUCAUCUGCUGUAUGGGACUAAAAAAAUAAAGUUUCGUUUAAAAUAUUCA